This is a messenger RNA of Dicrocoelium dendriticum, 3009 nucleotides long. NCBI's taxonomy places the organism in Eukaryota, Metazoa, Platyhelminthes, Trematoda, Plagiorchiida, Dicrocoeliidae. The record is from the annotation of a GenBank genome assembly.
CUGGCUGCGAAUAGCGCCUCCGCUAUGCCUUUCGAACUGAGUCACGUUUGGUUGGCACUGACUCUUUUCCGUUCUCUGCUAGUGCAAUCCCAAUACAUAUAUGUGCACCCAGAGGCCCGGGUUAUAUCACAAGCUAUGUAUUCCACCAUGUAUUUGUGCAUCGGAUACCAGAAGGAGAAGUUUUGUUCUGCAGACAGAAAGGCUAGGUUCGCCCCUGCAAGUUGCAAAAUGGACUUGACUACAAGCUUUGGGAAAAUAGAUAAACAAAUAAGUUUCAAUCACACUCUGUCGCUUGGACAGCUGGAGCCCGGUGUGUAUCAAAUAGUGUGCCAAUUUCACUCCGGCAGGCAGUUCAACCAACAGCGUCGAUUGAUCGUGCGUGACGGGAAAACAAGGUUGGACUGUUCGGCGUUCGUUUCAAAGUUCACUGUCACAUCGGAGAAGAGAGUAACUCCAACAUGUUGUCUGCGCAUAGCAGUGAGAACAGUUUGGGUCCAGUACAUGCACCCGCGUGUUCGGUGGUGCUCCAAUAGCCUAAAGUGUACAGUGGACCUACGAGAAGCGGUUAUUGGUCAAGGGGUUAUAUACUUCCCGACCGACGUCUCCUUUGCAACAUCUUCGGUGUUAGUGGAGUGUUACGGCGGCCGUUUCAAAGAGACAUUGUUACUUCUGACGUCUCAUUCCGUAGCACUAGACAUCGAACCGGAGCCAAGAGAGAAAAUCCUUUUUUCCAACCUUGAGCGUAACCUCAGUUUCCACUUAAAAGUACCUCGUAAGAACAGCGUCUCUCCUGUUCACUACGUCUCACGACAGCCUGUAGCGUGCAACAUGACCAGAACUUACUCUCACAAGGAUUUACCGCACACCAGCUUUCACUUCCUCUCAAGCAUCGGUUUGGAACAGAAGCAGGUGAUCGAGGGAGAAUACACGAUUGAUUGCUACCAUCCAGAAACUGAUCUGCAUCGCAAAUUUACACGGUACAUUUUGCACCAUGGUUCGUACCAUUGGGAUUGCUCGAUGGCUCCCCAUGUUAUUUAUCUGGAAGAAAUUGUGAACCAGGAGCAUUUGAUCUGUACUUGGAAGCUCAAUGCAUCCGAUCAGUGGAUACAGAGUUUGACGAAUGUGGAAACACUAGAAAAGCCUUUCGAUUGCACAGACGAUAAAGGGAAGUUAGAAUUUAUUAAUGGGGUUUUGCUGGUCAGCCGAGGUCAGAGGAACGUGGGCACCUAUCUCAUAAAUUGCCGGGGGUUGGUCGUCGUCCCCUGUCUACUUAUUACAAAUAGUCGGAAUGACUUGGACAUUUCAAUUCAUCCGUCAUCGACGCUAAUCGGUAAACAUGUUUCUGACAUCAUUUGGCCUCGAUUGGAAUGGCAUCACGGAACUGACAGAAGUCAGCUGCAUGUAUUGAGGACACACUUCCCGGUUCGCUGUUUCUGCUGCAACUCAACUGCGAAGAAGCCGUUAUCAUUCUCAUUUGCCGAACCUUUUCAAAUCGGACAACUUCCAAACGGGUUGUUGGAAUUUCAUUGCUUUGCUGAAGGACUAGAUGUGCAGCGGAGAUUCCAAAAAUUCGUGGUUCAUCUCUCGGGAUCUCUACAUGAGCGCAUUGGACCGAACAACUCCCACAGGAAAACCUUAGUCAGGUCGGUGCAGUACACUUGGAAUACUGAUUGUUUCGAACCAUCUGGAGAGUUUGAAAUGAUGACGGAAGCACUGAAACUAACUGUGGCUCCGAUAACAGAGACUGAAGAGGACAUCCUGUGCACGGGCUAUGAGCACAAUAUUAUAAUGUAUUUUCGAGACUCAGACUUGUACUUGUCAGCAAGUCCCGCACAAUCGUUUUACAUCUUCGAUCAGCGACCUCCGUUGCAACUACACAUCAGUUGCAUGAACGCGACCCGUCAGCAGGCCAAUUUAUUGCGAAGCAUCCCACUGGAAUGUAGCGUGAGAGACGCGAAGGGAGAGUCAGUCAACGUGAAGCGCGGUUUCAACACAUCCGCCGGAACAAACAUGGCCUCUUUCACUUCCACUGCGGAGAGCUUGGUGACUGGGCGUUAUCACUACGCAUGCUCCGCCUUCUCGCACCGACUUCUGCUGGAUAUCAGCCUGAUACUUGUUGACCGCUCGACUGUGCUUCUUCAAUUACGUUUCAUCGGUCAAGAGUCGUUGGCUUAUGAUCAGGAGGCAGAACGCCCAGUCAUUGAAUGUCACACCAAUCAUUUGGGCACGCUGGAUAUCGGCCCACCAAUAUGGCGACAAUUGCAUGGGAAGGCAGUCUACUCACUCAAGGAUAGAACAAGUCUAACAAUUGGCAUAUCAGUCCUACACGUGACUGAUCGACGGCCCGGAGUGACUGCCCUCCAAUGCUCUAUGGAGUUACAAGGAGUUUGUGUGAGCAAGUUAGCCGUGUUUUGGACACGUCGUUCGCAGCCUGCGGUUAUUAUGCAACCAAUGCGACGCAUUCACGGGAUAAACACACAAGUUGUCUGUCAACCGAAACAGGAUGACGGUUUGUUCUACAGUAUGCGCAUCGGUUUGAUCACGUCUUCGCACGGGAAGAUCGACCACAUCAGCAGUUCUAUUCGUUGGGUUGGAGAUAGGAAGUCCGCAACUUCCGUGGUAAUCAUAGGCUGCUUCAUGUCUGUGCGUUACAUGGAACGCAAGUACGAUGACAUCCAGUUGCAUCUGUCGGCAGAAGUGUGGCCGACGAUUGCUUUGCGAGUUGUCCCCGAACUUAUAUCAGUGGAGCACCUGCGACCAAUCCAAUGUAUGGCGGAGACGAAGGAUGCAACUGGUUUUCGCCCAAUGCUGACCAUAAUGCAUGGUCCUGAUUUCUUACAUGACGGCACUCGGUUAACAGAUACUUUGUCAUUUACAAGGCUGCCUUCAGGUGGAAAGUAUGCCUAUGAGUGUCGGAUCUUUAUACCAGAAGUUGACCCGGUUGUUAUUGAGGGGCUACUGGAGAUUGAGGGUAAGUUCUCCCAACUACCGUUAUUUAUUGCCGAGUAG